Messenger RNA from Cannabis sativa, 1932 nucleotides. Its product is annotated as U-box domain-containing protein 9. NCBI's taxonomy places the organism in Eukaryota, Viridiplantae, Streptophyta, Magnoliopsida, Rosales, Cannabaceae. The transcript has 2 exons. The record is from RefSeq and is a predicted model, not a curated record. Gene Ontology annotation, biological process: protein ubiquitination. Gene Ontology annotation, molecular function: ubiquitin-protein transferase activity; protein binding. Gene Ontology annotation, cellular component: cytoplasm; nucleus. Bases 340 to 1713 code for a protein of 457 amino acids.
UAUAUAUAUAUAGAGAGAGAGAGAGAGUGAGAAAGAGAGAGAGAGAGAGUGGUGGGUGGGUGGAAGAGGGAGAGGCGUGUGUGGUUUAUGAGUUUUGUGUAGUUAAUAUUCACAUUCAUAGACUUUACUGAGAAUAGAAGAAGAACCAGAGAUUAAACAAGGCACUACAAAGGAAACCCCAAAACUCAAAAACCACAAUGAAACAGAGCAUCUUCAUUCUCAUUCUCUGUUUCGCCAUUUUUGGUUGCACUUAAAUUUCAACCAGUUAAGAAGGGUUUCCUUUCUUUUUCGGUUUUGUUUUUGUUUUUUGUAUUUGGGAUUUUGAUCCGGUGAUCAAAUAUGGCCAAGACUGGUGUUUUCGAUUCUGAUCCGACGGUUAUGACCAAACCCACCUCGGAAUUGAAAAAAGAGCUUCAGAGAUUGGUGAAAGCCAUCGUUGAAGAUGACGAUUACAGUACUGAAACCAUCAAUCAAGCUAAGAAUACUCUUAUUGCUAUAAGAGAUUUCAAGCUUAGAAAGCGAUCCCACUCUUUGAAGAGUCCAGAUACAAUUUCGUGUCCACAUGAGUUUCGAUGCCCACUCUCUAAGGAGUUGAUGAGAGAUCCCGUUGUUGUUGCCUCCGGUCAGACUUAUGAUAGACCCUUUAUCCAGAAAUGGCUUAAGGCAGGGAGCAGGACAUGUCCUCUUACUCAACAAGUCCUUUCACACACAAUUCUCACCCCUAAUCACUUGAUUCGGGAAAUGAUAUCACAGUGGUGUAAGUGUACAGGUAUUGAAUUGUCUGACCCUGAUCUCUAUUUAAAUGAAGAUGGUAUCACAGCAGCCGAUCGAGACCAUUUUCUUUCAUUGCUGGGGAAGAUGUCUUUAUCAUUACCCGAUCAGAAAGUGGCAGCAAAGGAGCUCAGAAUGUUGACUAAAAGGAUGCCUUCCUUUCGGGCACUAUUUGGAGAGUCCUUAGAUUCCAUUCCUCAAUUGCUUCGUCCACUCUCGGAAGGCAAGUCUCAGACUGGUGUUCAUCCUGAGGUUCAAGAAGAUGUGAUCACAACGCUAUUGAAUCUUUCUAUCCAUGACAACAAUAAGAAGCUUGUUGCGGAAACACCUAUGGUAAUUCCUGUUCUGAUGGACGCGCUCAAAUCAGGAACCAUCGAGACAAGGAGCAAUGCAGCUGCAGCCCUCUUUACUUUGUCUGCUAUUGAUUCUAAUAAAGCGCUCAUAGGUAAAUCUGGGGCCUUAAAGCCACUCGUUGAUCUCCUCGAAGAAGGGAAUCCUUUAGCUAUGAAAGAUGUUGCCUCUGCGAUUUUCAAUCUGUGUAUCAUCCACGAGAACAGGACAAGAGUGGUGCGUGAUGGCGUGGUUGGGGUAAUUCUUGAGAAGAUAACGAAUCGAACACAUGUAGAUGAGUUGUUGACACUGCUUGCAAUGUUUGCAACACAUCAAAAGGCUGUGGAAGAAAUGGGAGAGAUUGGAGCUGUUCCUUGCUUGCUUAGCAUAAUCAGAGAAAACGCUUGCGACCGUACCAAAGAGAAUUCAAUCGCGAUUCUCCACGCUAUCUGUUACAACGAUCGAACCAAGUGGAAGGAAAUGAGGGAAGAAGAGAAAAUGUAUGGAACAUUAUCUAAGCUUGCCCAGACUGGCACAUCCAGAGCCAAGAGGAAAGCUAGUGGAAUUCUUGAGAGAAUAAACAGAGCUGUUAAUUUGACACACACUGCAUGAUUUGGAUAUUUUGGUACCAUCACAGACUCCACACUGUGACUUGUAAAUUCUCCCAUCUUUGUUUUAAGCAACAUUGUCCUAUUAUGCAACUUUUUCCCCUCUCAGAUUUCCAAUGGUCUUUCUCAACAACCAUCACUCUGUAAAUUCCUUGUUUCUUGUGAGUGUUUAAAUUUCAGCUUAGUCCAUGUGAAUAAAAUACAAUACAAGCUUUGCUCUUUA